AUGGUUGGAAGGUCAUCUUUACUGUCCAUAUAUACAUGGUCCCUUCUAUUACAAAUAGGUUUAACUGAAAAGGUACCCGAAAAGGAUCACGAUUCAAAACAAUAUUUUGCAAUAGAGUCUAACCUUACACGGGAAGAAUUACAAAAUUUACAUCCCACAUGGACAUUUGAACACAAUGUUCGUGGCCUACUAAAUCAUUAUGUGUUUUCAAGUAAUUUACACAAAUUAAAUAAAAGAUUAGAUCAUAGUGAUUCUCAUGGAGUUAUAUCAUUUGAAGAUUUACCAUCUCAAAAGAAUAGACUUUUUAAAAGAUUACCUGUACCAGAUGUACCGAUGGAUUCGAGUAUGGUACCAAUAAAGGAAGCUGAAGAAAAAUUAGAAAUCAAUGAUCCAAAUUUUGAAAAGCAAUGGCAUUUAAUAAAUCCAGCAUUCCCUGGGAAUGAUAUAAACGUGAAAAAAUUGUGGUAUGAGAAUAUUACAGGGAACGGUGUUGUAGCUGCCAUUGUAGAUGAUGGUCUAGACUAUGAAAAUCCUGAUUUGAAAGAUAAUUUUUGCAAAGAAGGUUCUUGGGAUUUUAAUGAUAAUACCAAUUUACCAAAACCUAAAUUGAAGGAUGAUUAUCAUGGUACAAGAUGUGCUGGUGAGAUUGCCGCAGUUAAAAAUAAUGGAUUUUGUGGGAUUGGAGCCGCAUAUAACGCUAAAGUAUCAGGUUUAAGAAUAUUAUCUGGUGACUUAACAGCUGAAGAUGAAGCUGCAUCAUUGAUGCAUGCUUUAGAUAUAAAUGAUAUAUAUUCAUGUUCAUGGGGUCCAGCAGAUGAUGGUACCCAUUUACAAGGACCAUCCGAUUUGGUGAAAAAAGCAUUUAUCAAAGGUACUAAUGAAGGCAGAGAUAAGAAAGGUGCUAUUUACGUAUUUGCUAGUGGCAAUGGUGGGGCAUUUGGUGAUAAUUGUAAUUAUGAUGGUUACACUAAUUCAAUAUAUUCUAUUACAGUAGGUGCAAUUGACCAUAAAGGUUUGCACCCACCUUAUUCAGAAAGUUGUUCUGCUGUUUUGGUAGUCACUUAUUCUUCUGGUUCUGGUGAAUAUAUUCAUUCAACUGAUAUUGGUGAUAAAUGUAGUGAUCGUCAUGGUGGUACUUCUGCAGCAGCCCCAUUAGCAGCAGGCAUUUAUGCUUUGUUACUAGAGGCUAACCCUAAUUUAACUUGGAGAGAUGUUCAAUAUUUAUCAAUCUUAUCUUCAAAAGAGGUAAUGAAUAGUGAUAGUAAUGCACAAAUGGGUGCAUUGAACAAAAUGUAUUCUCACCGUUAUGGUUAUGGUAAGAUCGAUGCUUAUGAGUUGAUCUCUUUGGCUAGAGAAUGGAACAAUGUUAAUCCGCAAGCUUGGUUUUAUCCAUCGACAAAAUAUACUAAUCAAUGGACAAAUACCAGUAACGAACAUUUAGAAUCAACGAUUUCUGUUACUAAGAAAAGCCUGAAACAGGCAAACUUGAAUUUAAUUGAACAUAUUGUAGUCACAGUUGAUAUAGCCGCUGAUAUUAGAGGUAAAGUAGUUAUUGAUUUAGUCUCUCCAUUUGGUAUGGUAUCCAAUUUGGGUGUUGAGAGAGAAAGGGAUAAUUCUAGAGAAGGUUUCCAACAUUGGUCAUUUAUGUCUGUUGCUCAUUGGGGUGAAUCUGGUAUUGGUGAUUGGAAAUUACAAGUUCGUUCUUUGCAAGAUGGUAAUAGUGUUAAAGUUAAUAGUUGGAGAUUAAAAUUAUACGGUGAAUCUAUUGAUCCUUCAAAGAGUAAAAUAUUUGAAUUUGGUAAUGAUAGGGAAGCAUUAGAUGAUAGCUCUUUGGCUGGUAAGCCAUCAGAGACCGUAACAUCACCAGAACCAACUUCUAUUUCCGAAACAACAAAACCUUCUUCAACUACAUCAAACGAAGACACAGAUAUCGAUGAAACAUUAGAUCAUAACCAACCAAAACGUAUAUCAUCGCCAAGAGACGCUAUGCAUUAUUUUAUUACUGUGUUUAUUGUCGGUGUUAUCUUCUUUGUUUUAUAUUUUUCAUUCUUCGUUAAAUCAAGAAGAAGAAUAAGAAGAAGCAGAGCAGAAACAUACGAAUUUGAUAUUAUCGAUACAGAUUCUGAAUAUGAUUCAACUUUGGAUCCUGCUAACAUAUCGGCCAAUAGAGCCGUUGAGACAGAUGAAUUAGAAGACUUUGAUUUUGAUUUAUCUGAUGAAGAUAAUUUACUAAAUCAAGGUGAUCAAGAAACGUCAGCAAACGAAGAUUUACCAAACAGUAAAAAAGCUGACACUAGUAUCGAUCAUGUGCUUGAAGAAAAUCCAUUCGAAGAAGUUGAAGAUUUUGAAGAUAAACAUGAAGGUCAGGAAUUAAAUGAAGAUAAUACAGAGACACCUCCAUCUACUAAAGAAAAAGAAAAAUAG
Maudiozyma saulgeensis is the source of this 2424-nucleotide messenger RNA. The record is from the annotation of a GenBank genome assembly. Lineage: Eukaryota; Fungi; Ascomycota; Saccharomycetes; Saccharomycetales; Saccharomycetaceae.